UGAACACUCACAGUUACAGGCUGCACCUUCUCUGCUGGUCUUUCCCUAACUUUGCCUCAUUCACUGCAUUUUCCUUCUUAUUGUUUUACUUUUACAAGUCAGGACAGCCAUUUUUAAACAGAACAAAGGUAUCUAAUCUAACUAAAUAAUAUUGGUUUUUACUUUUUGACUUUGUACAACACCAGCUCUCUCUGGUGUUGUUUUGUCUCUUGUGAAGCUGGAUGUUUCUUUUUUUUAACAAAGGCGCAGAGAAAGGUACUGCAGAGAUGUCGCUGCCUUUUUCAGUGCUGGUCUGUCUGUCAGUUGUUCAGCUGUGUGUGGGAUAUCAUGAUGUGGAGGAAGUCAUCCAAGCCGCAGAGAAGAGUUAUAUGCUGGGUGGAUGGGUUGAAAUUAAUCCGGAGUCAGCUGAUGUUCAGGAUGCAGCUCAACAUGUCGUGAGGACAAUCAACUCAAAAGCCAAGUACAAAAAGAUGUUCAAACUCAUCUUAGUCAGCAGUGCCAAAAGACAGGUUACCAAUGCCAUCAACUUCAAGGUUGACAUGGUCCUGGGGAGAACCAAGUGUCUCAACUCAGGAAAUCAUGAUCUGAACAACUGCACUCUUACAAAAAGGCAACUCCAGUGCAACUCCGACGUGCUAUUUAACCCCAGCGACAGCAGACAUCACGUCCAGAACUACAAGUGCAAAAAAUUGGUGACAAAGGUUUAAUUUUUCUAAUUUACUGCCAAAAGAAAAUAAAACUUUUGGAUGUUUUUCAUCUUUGGAAA
This is a messenger RNA of Oryzias latipes (Japanese medaka), 766 nucleotides long. Lineage: Eukaryota; Metazoa; Chordata; Actinopteri; Beloniformes; Adrianichthyidae. The record is from RefSeq and is a predicted model, not a curated record.